Molecule: messenger RNA, 1655 nt
Organism: Vanessa tameamea
Lineage: Eukaryota; Metazoa; Arthropoda; Insecta; Lepidoptera; Nymphalidae
Product: UDP-glucosyltransferase 2-like
Exons: 4
Coding region: 46-1623 (525 amino acids)
Molecular function (GO): UDP-glycosyltransferase activity
Source: RefSeq, a predicted model, not a curated record
AAUAGCACUAGCAUUCAGUAGUGUCUGUGAUAGGAAGAGCGUGAGAUGUCUCGUCUGACUUGCUAUUUUAUUUUUGUGAUACAUUUUUAUAAUGUAAAUACAGCGAAUAUUCUUGGUUUAUUUUCACAUACGGGCAAAAGUCAUCAUAUGGUUUUCGAACCUCUGUUACUGAAGCUUGCAGAGAGAGGGCACAAUCUCACAGUCGCGUCAUUUUUUCCGGCAAUUAAUCCACCCCCUAAUUAUCACGAAAUAAACUUCCAAGGUUUAUACGAAUUACGGCUAGAGUCGUUCGAUUUAAGCGCCCUGGAAAAUACUAAUAUUUUCAAGAAGAUUCCUAGAUUAGGAAGCAUUACAUCGCAAGUGUUACAAUUUCAACCUUUUGUAACUGCAUCUUUGGGCAUAUGCGAAAAGCUCACUCAUUUUGCGCCUUUAUUGGAAGCUUUAAAAGGGGAUUAUGAUGUUGUGUUAUUAGAAAAUUUUACAAGUGACUGUAUGUUAGGUCUUCUUUAUGCGUAUGGAAAAAGUGCACCGAUUGUGUAUAUGCUGUCAGGAACACCUAUGCCUUGGACGUCGGAACGAAUUGGUGCUGACGAUAACCCAUCCUAUGUGCCUCUAAUCACGGCACCAUUUUCAUCGCAAAUGACGUUAAUGGAUCGACUAGAAAAUACAUUGUUAAAUAUCAUAUUAAAGGAGUGGUAUUAUUACGAGAUACAAACUAAAGAAAAGUAUAUUUUGGAAAAAAAAUUUGGAAAAAUUCAGGAUUUACGUGAGCUUGGUAAAAAUAUUUCCUUGAUGCUUACGAAUUCUUACCAUACUCUCAAUGGAGUAAAACCUGUUUUGCCUGGUAUGGUGGAAGUUGGAGGGUUGCACUUGUCUUCUAAAAGGGAACCCCUGCCACCGUUCAUAAAAAAGUUCCUUAAUGAUUCAAGCGAUGACGGUGUCAUAUUAUUUAGCUUCGGGUCGCAUAUAAAAACAAAGUCAUUACCAAAGUACAAAGAACAAAUUUUUGUCCACGCGCUUUCUAAAUUAAAGCAAAGAGUUAUUUGGAAAUAUGAAGACAGCGAUGAAGAGGGAUCUCUUGCGGGUAACAUUCUUCGAGUAAAAUGGUUACCGCAAUACGACUUACUGCGUCACGAAAAAAUCAUUGCAUUUAUUUCCCACGGUGGCUUGCUCGGUAUGACCGAAGCGAUGGCUGCAGGAAAACCAAUGAUAAUAAUACCCAUAUUCGGAGACCAACACUCUAACGCGGCUGCCGCUGUCGAGGCCGGAGUUGGCAUCGUGGUGUCUUAUGAGGACCUCAACGAAGACACUUUGAGUAAUGCUCUAAAAACAGUAAUCAGUGAUACAAUGCGAAAACACACAUCUCUCGUGUCAAAAAUUUGGGCUGACCGGGAUAUAUCGCCUUUGGAUAAAGCUGUAUUCUGGACGGAGCACGUGAUUCGGUGGGGAAAAUCAACUCACCUUCACUCCACAGCACGAAACCUCACAUUCUACCAACUAAGUCUACUUGACGUCGCUGCUAUAAUCAUCUUUACCAUUACUUCAUUACUAAUUGCAACUAUUUAUUUAAUAUAUAAAAUGAUACAUAUUUUUAAAAAAGAUACUAAGGAAAAGUUGCUUUAGACAAUUAAUUAAGAUUAAGUUUUGAAAGUACC